Molecule: messenger RNA, 1593 nt
Organism: Fukomys damarensis (Damara mole-rat)
Lineage: Eukaryota; Metazoa; Chordata; Mammalia; Rodentia; Bathyergidae
Gene: Gpr143
Product: G protein-coupled receptor 143
Exons: 8
Coding region: 115-978 (287 amino acids)
Biological process (GO): G protein-coupled receptor signaling pathway; melanosome organization; regulation of calcium-mediated signaling
Cellular component (GO): plasma membrane; melanosome membrane
Molecular function (GO): L-tyrosine binding; L-DOPA receptor activity; L-DOPA binding
Source: RefSeq, a predicted model, not a curated record
UUAGGUCUCGUCGUCUGGUCUUCUGUGUGGUUCACCUUCCCAGAUUUCGUUGAACACAUUUCCACUGAGAACGGGACACACACGUGGCCUGCUGUUUUCUGCGUGGGGAGUGCGAUGUGGAUCCAGCUGCUGUACAGCGCCUGCUUCUGGUGGCUGUUCUGCUAUGCGGUGGACGCCUACCUGGUGAUCCGCAGAUCUGCGGGACGGAGCACCAUCCUGCUCUACCACCUCAUGGCCUGGGGCCUGGCCACUCUGCUGUGUGCGGAGGGAGCCGCUCUGCUCUACUACCCCUCGGUGUCCAGGUGUGAGAGGGGCCUGGACCACGCCAUCCCCCACUACGUCACCACGUACCUCCCGCUGCUGCUCGUCCUGGUGGCCAACCCCGUGCUGUUCCACAAGACUGUGGCUGCAGUGGCGUCCUUACUGAAAGGAGGACAAGGCGUUUACACGGAGAAUGAGCGGCGGAUGGGGGCCAUGAUCAAGAUCCGAUUUUUCAAAGUCAUGCUGGUCUUAACUGCUUGUUGGUUGCCCAAUAUCAUCAACGAAAGCCUUUUAUUCUACCUUGAGAUGCAACCAGAUAUCAAGGGAGAGUCUUUGAGACGCAUCGGAAACGCAGCUAAGACCACGUGGUUUAUUAUGGGGAUCCUGAACCCAGCACAAGGAUUUCUCUUGUCCCUGGCCUUUCACGGCUGGACAGGGUGCUGCCUGGAUUUCCAGUCCCCCAAGAUGCCGAUCCAAUGGGAAUCCGUGACAACUUCGGCUGCCGAGUGGCCCUGCCAGCCCCCCGAGAGCUCCUGUGUGCCUGGUGAGAAGCCGGCUUCCAGCAAGGUAGUGAACGUCGGCGGGCACACUUCCGACGAGGCCCUGAGCAUACUGUCUGAAGGUUCUGAUGCCAGCACCAUUGAAAUCCACACUGCAAGUGGGUCCCGUGGUGGAAAUGUCCUGAACGCUGUCCCCCAAGCCCAUGGAGACCUGUGAGUGGGAGUGACAGGCUCCAGACCCAUCGCCCUCAGACUCUUCUUAGUCUUUAGCAUCUUUGGCUUUUCAUCCCAGGCGGCCGAGGUCAGCACACCCCAGCUUCUUCCUUUUGGCGGCCGGAAGAACCGUGAGCAGGUGUGUGGCAAUAAGAAUCCAUUCUCCGCCCUUUGCCCGCUUUUCUGAGGCUGGGUGUAGCAUCCAGUAUAAGAUCCCCAGUCUUGGAAAAGCAGUUAAAUAAAGUCUUUGUGAUUGCUCCAGGUUGACUUGGACUCUGUCCCUGGGGAACAAACGCUCCUCUGUGAGGCUGCGAGGCCCAGCAUGGUGGAGUUGUGCUUCUCACUCCCUGCAGGGGGCGCCACUUGGGUCCCUAGGUGUCUAUGCCGUCCCAGAAGCUGACCUAGCUUGGGUCCUUGGUGCUAUCUCCAUCAUUCCAUUUACCGAGAUCAUCUGUUACCUGUCUCUGCACAUGCUGCCAUUUAUGGCUUUGUCUUCUACACGGACCCGAGUCGGAGGCCUCAGGGAGACGUGAAAGAGUUUGAUUUCUGAGGAGGCAACUGCAUUGGCUUUCACUGAUGUGCUAGAGAGAGGAGCCCAGGAUAUGUGCAUGCUGCACUU